Molecule: messenger RNA, 2219 nt
Organism: Durusdinium trenchii
Lineage: Eukaryota; Dinophyceae; Suessiales; Symbiodiniaceae
Source: the annotation of a GenBank genome assembly
CCGAGCCGAGUUUGCCACGACAUGCCGGAGGCUGCGAAUACCGCGGCUUGCGACGGCAGAACCGACUCGCCGCAACCGGCACCCGAGACGUUGGAUGGUCCAGAUUUGGGGCCUGAUCCGGACGCGGUCACCGUUGAGAACGGUGGAUGCAAUGACCUCGUCCACCACAAGCCGGGCCAGGAAAGGCCUGAAGAAAAGGAGAUGGUAGAUGCAGUUGCCAGUGCAGUUGGUGCGGUUUCUGAUUCCAUCCCAGCGGUGCAGAUCUGUGUGAGAGUGAGGCCAAUGCUUCAGUGGGAGAAGGCUGAGGGGUACGAAGCCAGUGCCAUGGAGUUGAAAGAAGGCAUCAAUGGCACCGUCGCUUUGAAGGAGGACGGCCGCCACCGGCACUUUGGCUUCAAUGCCGUCAUUGGUGGCGACCGCACGCAGCAGGAAGUUUGGGAAAUGUCUCGGCUUGAUGCUGUGGUCAGGAAAGUUGCGUUGGGUUUUCAUGCGACAGUUUUUGCGUAUGGCCAGACUGGAACGGGAAAGACCCAUACAAUGGAAGGGUUUACCUAUGAGCAUCACUGCGGCAUUGCUCCCACAAUGGCAGCAGCGCGCCCACGUGUGAAGGCGAAGGCCACUCCUGCGGAGCAGUUGGGCAUUGUCCCCAGGGCAGUGGUGGCCUUGUUUGACCGCGUCGAAGCCAUAAAGGCGGAAAAAGACGUAGCCGCCCCAGCGACAAGUGCGCCUGAAUCCUUUGCGCCCGCUACAUCGGCUUCUUCAUUUUCCUCUACAUCUUCAUGCGUUGUGCGCCUUUCCUUUCUGCAGAUUUACAACGAGAAGAUUUUUGAUCUGCUGAACCCGUCCAGCACGGUGUCACAGCGAGAGGCUGGAGGCCGUGGAGAGGAGUUUUCUGGCCUUCGUUUGCGCUGGGAUGCUGCCAGAAGGCACUUCUUUGUUGAGAAUCUCUUCCAAUACGAGUGCUCCUCUGCCGAAGAGGCCCUGCAACACUAUCAGCAGGGCAUUCAGAACAAGCAGGUGGCAUCCACCACAAUGAACGUCGCAUCCUCCAGGUCGCACACCUUGUUGGUCUUGACCCUCUUGCGACGGGAGGGUGAUGAGGAGGGCAACCGUACCCCUCGGCGGCAGGGCAGGCAGGGACAGGGCAGGCCAUGUCAGGAAGUGAUCUCGCAGUUGUCCCUUGUGGACUUGGCAGGGUCUGAACGGAGCAUUGCUGGUGUUUCAGGGCGGGACGCUGGGAAGAGCACCACGCGGUUCCAGGAGGCUGUGAACGUGAACCAGUCCUUGUUCGUUUUGCGCAGAGUCAUCACUGCUCUCAGCAAGCGUGAGGCCACCGGAAGGAAUGAGAUUGUGCAUGUACCAUACCGAGAAUCAAAGCUGACUUCCUUGUUGCAAAACAGUCUUGGGGGCAACAGCUAUUUAGUGAUGUUUGCUUGCGUGGCGCCAUCUGAAAGGCAAGAUGACGAGAACCUGAGCACUUUACAAUAUGCUUCACAGGCUGCAUGCAUUCGGAAUCAACCGGUGGUGAAUUUGGAUCCCAAGGAUCAGCUGAUUCAGCAACUUGAGGCCCGUCUGGCCGUGGCGCAUGAAUACCUGCGCCGAACUUUGCAGGUGGCUGAGCUCCCGGAAGACCUCUUGGAAGAAGAGCGCCGCGCCGCCGGAGCGCCGCGCCGGCCCAGGCCGCGUUUGAAGGCGAAAGCUGCUCCAAAAAAACGAACCGCACAUGGGCAAGCGGCUCAAGAACAUGACGGGGCACAUGCGCAAGCUGCUCAAGCUGCGCCAGCCACCGGAACUGGGCAAAGUCGGUCUGCGCGAGCCAAGACAUGGACAGGUUUAGAGCAACGAUGGGGCUUCCAAGAUGAACCAAGAGAUCCAGUUGGUGAACGAAAACAGAAAAAUCAAGAGACGGCAUCAGAAAGCUCACGCGAGAGUUCCAAGUCAACAACAAAGCCUGUCAAAAGGAUGAGUGGUCGCGAAGCAAGCUCUGCGACCUCUACUCUUUCCAGGGUUGUUCAAGGUGCCGCGCAAAAAUCGCCCAGCUGCGAUGAUUGGCCUUUUGCCGUGCGGUCCAAGAAAUCCGAAACGAAGGGCCAAGAACUGUUCGCCGCUGUCGAUGCUCCUUGGGUCCUCAAGAUGGUGUUUGAGAGCUGAGUGCAGUAGUGAUAGUGCCACCCGAAGACUUCACAGCCACUCAGUCGGUCAGUCAGCCAGUCAGUCAG